Molecule: messenger RNA, 1038 nt
Organism: Ceraceosorus bombacis
Lineage: Eukaryota; Fungi; Basidiomycota; Exobasidiomycetes; Ceraceosorales; Ceraceosoraceae
Source: the annotation of a GenBank genome assembly
AUGACUGCAGCCAGUUGCGGCGGUUAUAUCAGUACCGAUGAUCGCGAACCCUCUGUUCUCGAUGUGGAUGACGUAGCUCCGGAAGCUGUCAGCAAGCCGUGCGACGAAAUCAAGACGGAGCUAGGCGAGAUCAACGAAGAGGAACCGGAUGUCGCCGCCACCGAAACCGGCCCUGGUGACAAGGCCAAGAGUUGGCUUCGACGCGAGAUCCGCUCCGCUUACGAGGGCCUGCAUCCACCAGUCAUACGUCCGCUCAUAAUCGACGGCUGCUUUCUGUGCGACGAGUCUCAUGAUGACGAUAGCUCGGAGCCUCACAACCACGAUAGCUCGGAGUCUCAUGACUACGAUAGCUCGGAGUCGCAGCAGAGCAACAGUGACUCGACUGCUCAGACGGACGUCUCCGUUCAGAGCUCGGCAGAUACCAAGGGCGUAGCGGAUGACGACGCAAGCACGCAGGUACAACUAGGCAGGAGCAUCAAGACGCUCCCCACUCGUCCCAGCGUUCGCGUGCUGGCUGAUGUGCUUCUUGCUCCCUUUACCCAAGGAGUUAAGCGUACAUCUGAGACGGACACCGACGCCAAACACUCUGCUGCCAAGCGUCUGCGCACGGCGGUAGCGCCCAAGAAGCAGCCGCAGAAAGAGGUUCCGAUCUGGAUCCGUUUGCGUCGUCUUCGCCGACAUCAGGAGGACGUCGAGCGACGCAUGAAGCUCAAGCGUCGCGCGGACGCCGACGACAGCGUGCCUCUCGAGGGUAACAGAACGAAGCGUCGUUGCCUUGCUGGCGACAUCCUUGUGUCGCAAGACACGCUCUUCCAGCUCUUGGUGCCACGAGCCGCGCCCUCCAGCCUGCCCAGCUCGCCGAUUUCUAGCUGGGAGCCCAGUUUCAUCAGGACGGAGACGCGCGUCCGUAGCGAUAGCGUCUCGACCGACGACGCGAUGGACCGGAUUGCUCAGGUAGCCCCGAUCUUCAAGCGCGGCGAGUUCAGGCGUCGUCUCCGCCGCACCGUUGCGUCCCUCGAGACGCUGUCCAUCGCGUAG